AUGGAGCUUCCUCCCUUCUCCAUCGACCAGCUCGCAAAGCUGACCGAGUCCAAUGUGCCACCAUCACAACUCUUUGAGAUCCUCUCACAAUACGAGACCGAUGCGUCUCUUAUGUCGGCAGGCUCAGGUAGCCAAGAAACAGGCGGGGGUGACUCAGAGCUACUAAGCCUUUUCUACUCCUGUUUCUUUUUCGCCCAUCUUCUUACAAACCAACUACCCGAAGCUCGAGCAUUGACACAGCGUAUGCCAGAGAAUUUGCGACACCAAGAUCCGUCUCUCCAGAACUGCUUGACCCUACUACGAGCACUUUGGCAAACCCAACAUGCCCAAGUAUACCGGAUUCUUAGGGGACUUCCUUGGCCAGAUACACUCCAGCCUUUGGUGCGGAGAUAUGAGAGCUUUUUCCAAGAUCAGACCUUGAUAUCCGUCAGCACAUCUUACGAAGCGAUACGGCCCGCUACCGCCGCGAACUAUUUAGGUCUUGAUCCCCAGGCUGCAGAACGGGGCGAUCAGGAUAUCAUAGAGAAGUUCACGAGAUGCGGGUGGACUUGGGACCCAAAAACGAAGCUAUUAUAUCCAUUUCCGAUCGCCAUACCGUCCACCGAUAAGCAAUCUUCAAACAGUAUUCGCGAGACAAUGGCGAUGCUUGGAACCCGCGGGAGUUAA
Penicillium macrosclerotiorum is the source of this 666-nucleotide messenger RNA. RefSeq names its product CSN8/PSMD8/EIF3K family protein. The coding region runs from base 1 to 666 and encodes 221 amino acids. NCBI's taxonomy places the organism in Eukaryota, Fungi, Ascomycota, Eurotiomycetes, Eurotiales, Aspergillaceae. The transcript is spliced from 3 exons. Gene Ontology annotation, biological process: protein deneddylation; COP9 signalosome assembly. The record is from RefSeq and is a predicted model, not a curated record. Gene Ontology annotation, cellular component: COP9 signalosome.